Aphidius gifuensis is the source of this 1786-nucleotide messenger RNA. RefSeq names its product unconventional prefoldin RPB5 interactor-like protein (gene uri). The transcript is spliced from 7 exons. Lineage: Eukaryota; Metazoa; Arthropoda; Insecta; Hymenoptera; Braconidae. Gene Ontology annotation, molecular function: phosphatase inhibitor activity; transcription corepressor activity; chromatin binding. The record is from RefSeq and is a predicted model, not a curated record. Gene Ontology annotation, biological process: negative regulation of phosphatase activity; negative regulation of transcription by RNA polymerase II. Bases 100 to 1527 code for a protein of 475 amino acids.
UAAAAUAAAAGAGGUUAUAAAACCGGCAUGCAAUAAUAUUGUAAAGAAAAGAUAAAUAACAUUUUUCUAUUGAAAUUAUAAUAAAUUUAAAAUACAAACAUGGACUAUCAACAAUUACAAGCAUAUCAACAACAAAUAUUAAAUCAGGCCUUGAAUGAGGGUCUUAGACGUAACAGUGAACAAACUAAAAUAUGGACAGAUUACAAAAAACGUCAUGUAAAAGUAAUUGAAGGAUUAAAAGUAUUGCCAAAUAAUUUAUCAGUUAAUUGUAUGGUUCCAAUUGGCAAAAAAGCAUUAAUGAAAGGAAAAAUAGUUCAUACAAAUGAAAUAAUGGUUUGUCUUGGUGAUGGAUACUUUGUUAAAUACAGUGCACCACAAGCAAUUGAACUUUGUAAUCGUAGAAUUAAAAAAGCUGAUGAAAUGAUAAAUGAAUAUAAAAAAGAAAAAGAUUUACUUGAAAUGCGAAAAAUGGUACCUGAAGAUUUCGAGUCAUUUGGUAAUGAUGAAAUGAAAGAUUAUUUUGAACCUUGUUAUGAUGAAGUCAAACCAAAAGGAUCAAGAAUUGCACAUGUAGCAAAAUAUAAAGAGUGUGAAAAAAAAUUAAAUGAUUUGAGAAAUAAAAAAACUGAAGAUGAUCAAUCAGAUGAAGAUUUAUUUAGUCGUCUUGAUGCACUUGAAUUGGAAGAAGAAUUAAAAGAUGAAUUAGAAAGAUUGGAAGAUGAAUAUCCAGAUUAUCAUCAAUUAUAUUUAGAGGGGUAUGAAGAUGAAUCUGAAGUUGAUUCAGAUGAUGAUUCUUAUCAAUCAGAUUAUUCUGAAGAUGCAAUUAAUGAAAUACCACAUAAAAAAUUAUCAAAAAUAAAUCAUCGUCUUCAAGUUUUAAAUAAUGCAAAUUCUUUUGAUGAUGAAUCAAUAAUGGAACCAAUUAAUUUUUUUGAGGCACAUGCUUUAUCAACAACAAAUACAAAUAAGAGUGAUGAUAAAACAGAAGUAAGAGAAAAAAAAGUUGUAUUUGCUGAGCCACAAGUAAAAUAUUUUACUAAUGAAGAUGAAGAAGAAGAAGAAGAAGAAAAAAUAAAUAUUGUUAAUGAAAAACGUAGAAUUUCAGUUAUUGAACAAAGAAUAUAUGAAUGUUCAAAACAAGAUGAUGAUUCUGAUGAUGAAAUUGAAGAUGCUGACACAUCAAUUGAAUAUCAUCAUGAAGAAAAUAUUGUAUCUGAUACUGACGAUAAUCAAACGCCAACAUCUCAUGAUAUUCAAUCUUUACCUACUCCAAAAUCAAUAUUAAAAAAAAGAUUAGAUGUUAAUAUUAAUCAGCAAUCUUUGGCAUCAUCAGCCAGCAGCAUCACAACUGUUGAAGAAGAAAUUGAUGAUCAACAAGAAGAAUUAGUAUCAGCUUACACUACGAUUGUUAAAGAUAUAACAGAGCAUGCUGAAUUAAAAAUGCCGAGCCAGAUUAAAGAGGAAGUUGAGCAAAAAAGGCCAGUUAGCAAAUUUAAAAUGGAAAGAGCUGGAGCACUCAGGAAGUAAAUUAUUCAUAAUUUUUAGUUAAUUUUUUUUUAUUUUUCUUUUUUGCUACUGAAAAUUUAUAUCAGCUGUUAAUUCUUCUGUUUUAUAUUUUUUCAAAUGUAAUUUUUUAAUCAUCAAAUCUUCAGAUAAGAGUAUUUUUUUUUUUUUUUCGAAAUAAAUGUCAAUUUUAAUGGAAAAAAUAAAGACAAUAUUUGUAUAAUAAAAUGAGUUCAUUGUCUACAAUGAGUUGUAUGGAACAAUGGUCUUUCAAAUAGCUAAA